Messenger RNA from Trypanosoma cruzi, 894 nucleotides. Its product is annotated as C-1-tetrahydrofolate synthase, cytoplasmic, putative. Gene Ontology annotation, molecular function: methenyltetrahydrofolate cyclohydrolase activity; methylenetetrahydrofolate dehydrogenase (NADP+) activity. Gene Ontology annotation, cellular component: cytosol. NCBI's taxonomy places the organism in Eukaryota, Euglenozoa, Kinetoplastea, Trypanosomatida, Trypanosomatidae. The record is from RefSeq and is a predicted model, not a curated record. The transcript has a single exon. Gene Ontology annotation, biological process: tetrahydrofolate interconversion. The coding region runs from base 1 to 894 and encodes 297 amino acids.
AUGUCGGGGGCCGUAGUGAUUGAUGGCAAAGGGAUUGCCGAGACGAUACGGGCGGAGAUGAAGUCAGAGGUGGAACAACUGUGGGCGAAGUAUGGCAGGCGGCCAGGGAUUUCGGCUAUCAUUUGUGGCGAGCGAAAGGAUUCUCAGACUUACGUGCGACUGAAGAAAAAGGCGGCGGAGGAGUGCGGGUUUGUAACCUUCAAUGUUGAGCUUCCUGCGGACGUGACGCAGGAGGAAAUUCAAGCGGAGGUUGAAAAACUUGAUCAAAAUGCGGACUGCCACGGCAUUAUUGUGCAGCUGCCUCUGCCAGACCAUAUUGAUCAGGACGCCGUGCUGAAGAAAAUAUCCCCAGAGAAGGAUUCCGAUGCGUUGCUUCCCGUCAAUGUGGGGCUGCUGCACACCAAAGGGUGCGAGCCUCUCUUUGUGCCAUGCACCCCUGCUGGUGUGAUUGAGCUACUGAAGCGAAGUGGUGUCACGAUGGCAGGGAAACGCGCUGUGGUUCUUGGACGCAGCAACAUUGUGGGUGCCCCAGUCGCCGCAUUGCUAACAGCAAAUAAUGCGACUGUUACCGUCGUCCACUCCGCCACGCCGCUUGCGGAUUUGAUUGAUGUUGUCCGGUCGUCCCACAUAGUUGUGGCAGCCAUGGGGAAGCCAGGAUUUGUGCGGGGUGAAUGGAUUAGGGAAGGCGCCGCAGUCAUUGAUGUGGGCACAACUCCCGUGGACGACCCUUCCAAAAAGGCAGGAUAUCGAAUUGCCGGCGAUGUGUGCUUUGAGGAGGCGCAAAAGCGUGCUGGCUGGAUUACCCCAGUGCCUGGUGGUGUUGGCCCAAUGACGAUCGCAAUGCUGCUAAAGAACACUCUUGCAGGCUUCAAGAGGAGUCUUAGUCAGGCCUGA